Messenger RNA from Ceutorhynchus assimilis (cabbage seed weevil), 1252 nucleotides. The record is from the annotation of a GenBank genome assembly. Lineage: Eukaryota; Metazoa; Arthropoda; Insecta; Coleoptera; Curculionidae.
AUGAACCUCAAAAAGUUAAUUUGUGCUGUUGUUUGUUUGUUGCUGCUUUGUGCUCUAUGUGUUUUCAUUAUUGCAAAUAAUGUCAAAAAGCAAUCAAAAGAACCAGAUUUUCUAAGAGAGACGAUACCAAAUACUAAUUAUAGAGCUAACAUUAAGGCUUUCACUGAAGCAACUCCUAACCCUCAUGCACUAGUUUCAAUGACCACUACCACCAAACCAAUAAUUAUUGAUAAACCUUCCAAAGCAAAACAAAAUACCACUGAAAAAGAUAUUUUUCUAGAACUUGGUAAGAAUAAUGAACAACAAAUUAUAGAAGAAUCGAUUUACAACGAAAAACUUAAAAUCUGUUGGGGCGAUAUUUUGUAUGUAAACCAGAGCAAUGAUGAGAUAGCAGAAAUCUGGCACGACUAUCAGGUUACUUUGGAUUUCCCUGGCGAUAAUAAUGAUUCGUCUACCGAUAAAACUACCAAAGAGUACAGAAAAUACAUAAUCCAAGAGGAUGACGGUAAUCAAGCUGAACAUGUCUUUGAAGUUGUGAAAAAAAACUCCAAUUUUAUCAUAAGCAAGAACGAAAAUAUAACUUGCAGAACUGGAACAUUUUUGUCUAAAACUUAUUAUGAAUGGCCUCAAACUGGUAAUAAAAAAAUUGUUCUAAGAAUGGCUGAUGAACAUCCUGGAUUAAAAUUUGAAAGAGAUGAUUUUGCUAACAGGAAAAAAGUUGAUGAAGAAAAGGAAGACAUUUUGGGUAGUCCUCGUGCAUUGAGUGAAAAAGAAAGCGAUGAGUUGGAUAUGGAUGAUACUUUUGAAGAUUUUGACUCUAUCGAAAAUAAUUCAAAUAAAACUACAGAACAAGCAAAAGCACAAAAUAAAGAUAGUAAAGAUUUAAAAAACAACGAAGAGGAUUCCUUGUCUCAAGUCAAUAACCAAACCAACUCUGGAGAAAUUGUGUCCCAUCAAGAGUCUGUGAUUACUGAAUAUUCACAAACAAGAAACCAAGUUUUACCCUCAGUAAAUCCAUGCUCUCCAAUACUAACUCAACUUCUAGCAGGAAAUGGAAUUUUUCCCGGACUUUGCAACCUUAGAAAAAAUGAAACUGUAGUCCUUCAAGGGGAUAUAGUCGUAUUCAAGAAAUAUUUCAGUAAAGUUGAUAAUAAAGAAAUGGUCAAACCCAUGUUCGUUAUUCAUGAGAAGACAGAAAUCGAGAGUAGAGAAAAUGAUACAUCAGUGGUAGAUAAUUAGAAUUGUAUUGAAU